AUGGAGAUCGUAUCAAAUCCUGUUGAGCGGAUUAAGCACUGUUUGGGAGAUGUAUAUUCGGGAUACUUCAUACCUACCGUUAUUUGUGGAAGGUCGCUGUGCUUCAAAAAAGAUUUGAACAAGUUCAUCAAAGACUUCUGUGAUAUUAUUUAUAAGGAAGAUCUAUCUCUGCUCGAAGAUGAGAAUAAGGAUUUUGGCCUGAAGUCGCUCGGUUCCCUGUUCAAAGAGCGUAUGAUAUCAAAACUUCUCACUGUAUCACCGGAAGAAAACAUCUGUGAUGUAUGGAAUCUCCUUUGGGGUGUAUGGGCCGAUAUAUUCAACUCUGAACCAGAAGGGAAAUCUGAGUCGUAUAUCAUACUUCACAAAACAACGUGUGUUUACUUAAUGUUUUAUUUGUAUCACUGUCAAUCCGGAUUAAACAAUUUUGUAAUAUCUCUUUCUUUGGAAACAUUUGAAGCGUGUAUAGAUUUAGCAAAAAUAGUCUUGGAAAGGUUUCAAGUCACCUCAGUAGUUGACGUUUUAAACUAUUUGGUUAGCAAAAAGUGCAUAAAUGUUGCACUCUAUGAUGGAAUUCAAUACCUAUAUCAGAACAAGUACGGAAAACCCCUCACAAUUAAAAAGAAGAGCAUAUCUAGAUCUUGA
Theileria equi strain WA is the source of this 642-nucleotide messenger RNA. RefSeq lists its product as hypothetical. The record is from RefSeq and is a predicted model, not a curated record. Bases 1 to 642 code for a protein of 213 amino acids. Lineage: Eukaryota; Apicomplexa; Aconoidasida; Piroplasmida; Theileriidae. The transcript is spliced from 4 exons.